This is a messenger RNA of Sclerotinia trifoliorum, 999 nucleotides long. Lineage: Eukaryota; Fungi; Ascomycota; Leotiomycetes; Helotiales; Sclerotiniaceae. The record is from the annotation of a GenBank genome assembly.
UCAUCCAUAGGUACGUACCCGUACAAUUACAAUUCUACAAUUCUCUCAGCCUCACCCAUCCAUCCAUUUUAAUUUUCUCAAUCUGACAACCUCAUUCUCCUUCAAAAAAGGCCACCCAGACGCACAAAAUACAGCAUCCCAUCUAUCGCGGACACCCCAUCUCUACACAAAACUAAAACGUCCACAUUAAACAUACCUUUUAUUCAAAAUGGCCCGAGGAAAUCAAAGAGAAAAGUCCCGUGAGGCUAAUGCUAAGAAACAAGCUCAACUUGCCGUAUGUUCUCUCUCAUCUCCCAAGUCCUCUCAUCUACUUUCAAAUUCCCCUCAAAAAAUCAUCUCCUGAUAAUCGCACAAAUCUCCUCCACCCCAUCUAUCCACGAACACUCACUAACCUCAUCUUCACAGAAAGCCGGAACCGGUAUGUCGAAAUCGCAGAUGCAGGCCGAGAAAGAUAAGACUCGAGUUCUAUUAAUGGAGAAGCAAAAGAAAGGUAGCCAGCUUCUCCUUCCUUUUCUAUCCAUACAUAACAUAACUAACACCCAAACCCCCAGCCGACGAAAGAAAAGCAGCCGAAGCCCUCGCCGCCGCACAAGCAAAGAAAUAGAUAUUCGAUACCUAGGUACUCAACAAGGAUAUCUUAAUCUUAACCUUAUCUUCAUCAUCACCUUCACCAUCCCAUCCACAACUCACAGAUGGAGAAAUCAACCAAAACAAGAAUUAAAGACACAACCUAGAGAAAGCAAGGAGUUUAAUUAGAGGAAAGGGCAAGAGGAAUCUCCAGGAAUUUCGGGACGAUUUCGAAUGAUAUCGAUACAUUUCAUUAAUACGUUUACAUUGGGAACCCCCAAGGUGUUGAGCAUGGAGCAUUCGGUCUUUCUGUUCUAGAACGCGUGUGGUUUAUCGUGCAUGCAUGUGCUGGCAGCGUCAUUCGUUGUUGUGUUGUGUGGGUGAUAUUCAUAUGGGUAGGCUUUAAUGAACUCUUUUGAAAAUUCUAUGGUG